Belonocnema kinseyi is the source of this 1180-nucleotide messenger RNA. RefSeq names its product DNA polymerase epsilon subunit 3 (gene Chrac-14). The record is from RefSeq and is a predicted model, not a curated record. Gene Ontology annotation, biological process: heterochromatin formation; DNA damage response; leading strand elongation. Gene Ontology annotation, cellular component: CHRAC; epsilon DNA polymerase complex. NCBI's taxonomy places the organism in Eukaryota, Metazoa, Arthropoda, Insecta, Hymenoptera, Cynipidae. The coding region runs from base 165 to 533 and encodes 122 amino acids. Gene Ontology annotation, molecular function: chromatin DNA binding; protein heterodimerization activity. The transcript is spliced from 2 exons.
UCGACUUUUUCUACAAAACCUCUCACAUCUGGCGGGAAAUACGCCUUUGUCGUCUUUAGUCUCAAUUUUAUUAGUUUAUUUGCCAAUUUAAUUAAUUAUUUCUACGUGUUAUUAAUCAACUGUGUCGAGUGCUACAUCAAUAUUUCAUUCUUCAACCAUUAAUCAUGGCUGAGAAAUUAGAAGAUCUAAAUCUCCCAAAUACUGUUGUAACGAGAAUAAUGAAAGAAGCACUGCCAGAUAAAAUUGCAAUUGGAAAAGACGCUCGAGUGGCAGUUGCAAAAGCCUCUUCGAUAUUUAUUCUCUAUCUCACGUCUACUGCAAAUUCGAUAGCAAAGAAAAGCAAUCGCAAAACGAUCAGUGGUUCUGAUGUUGUCCAAGCAAUCGAGGACAUUGAGUUUGAACAAUUUAAACCGCCAUUGCACGAAGCCUUAGAAAAUUUCAAGAAAAGCCAAAAAGAGAAAAAGGAUGCUAGCGCUAAAAAGAAGCAACAAAAGGAGGAUGAAGAUGUCCCCGAAGUGCAAGAGGACGAAUAGAUUUAAUUAGAGAAACUUCGGUUCGAUAUUUCACGUUGCUUAAUUAAAUUAAAUAUUUUUAUACGCAUAAGAAACAAUGAUUUUUGAUAUUUUUGCAUCUGUAUUCUAAUGAGGGAUGGAGCGUUAAAGAAUACUUAGACACUUUUAAUUUAAUAUUUCGAAAUUUAGAACAAUAAUAUGUAAAAUUGUUCAAAUUUGGAUGCCAAUAAUUCCCAUUAUUUCAUUUAAUGUCCGAAUCUUCAAUUUUGAAAUGCUUCUAUGGAAAAAAAAAACUUUUAGUAUGGCUCCACAAAUUUGUCUUGCCUAGUUUGUGGAUGACCCCUCGUUUGUUUUACUGUCCAACUGUAUGUUAAAGAAUUAGAAAAGAGUUAAAUAUCUAACCAUGACGUACAGGUUAUAAUGUCAACAUGCAUAGACUGAGUAAUCUUUUACCUUCGCAAUGAUUAUUUGAGUUUUAAGAUAGACUAGUUGAUAAUAUUCCUCGCCUGCUGACAAUUCAGUGCUAGUUUUGUAAUUUACAGUUAAGUAAAUAUACUUAUGAAGGAAAGCCGGUUUGUAAAAAGCUGUAGGCAUUUCAAAUGUCAAUAAGUAUUUAUUUUCAGUGUAUAAUUACAGUAUAUUAUAAGAGGAUGAUAUAAAGUAGUUAU